AUGCAGCUCGCCGCCAGCACUGCAGCCACCUGCACGCCGUGCGUGCAGGCCUGGCGUGCAGCUCGUCUGCACAGCUCGCAGCAGCAUGCGGCCCGGUUUGUGCAGCAUUUCUCAUGGAGGCAGCAGCAGGUGGCGCACCCACGCGCCUCGCUGCGUGUUGCAGCAGUGGCAGCUCCAGUGGAGGCGCCCCGCAUGGCCCCAGCAUACAUCAAGGCCCCGGGAGAGGGGGUGGGCAUCUACCAGGGCACCGACGGCUUCUUGUACUGCGAUGGACUGAAGGUGGAUGACAUUCGCGCGCAGGCUGCCGCCAGUCCCUUCUACCUGUACAGCAAGGAGAAGAUUAGGCAGAACUACAAUGCUUACAAGGAGGCGCUGGAGGGGCUGGACUCGAUCGUGGGGUAUGCGGUCAAGGCCAACAACAACUUCAAGAUCAUGCAGUGCCUGCGCGAGCUGGGCAGCGGCGCGGUGCUUGUGAGCGGCAACGAGCUGCGGCUGGCCAUGAUGGCGGGCUUUGACCCCACCAGGACCAUAUUCAAUGGCAACGGCAAGCUGCCGCGCGAGCUGGAGCUGGCAGUGGAGAACGGCGUGCUCAUCAAUGUGGACUCUGAGUUUGACCUGGCCAACAUCCAGGCGGCGGCGGCCAAGGUGGGCAAGCGGGCGCGUGUGCUGAUCCGCAUCAACCCCGAUGUGGACCCUCAGGUGCACCCCUACGUGUCCACCGGCUUGGCGGGCUCCAAGUUUGGCAUCCGCAACACCCACCUCCAGUGGUUCCUGGACCAGAUCAAGGCGGAUGCCAACCUGGAGCUGGUGGGCGCGCACUGCCACCUGGGCUCCACCAUUACAAAGGUCAACAUCUUCCGGGAUGCCACCAUCCUCAUGGUGGAAUUCAUCAAGCAGAUCCGGGAGCAGGGCUUCGACCUCAAGUUCCUCAACAUCGGCGGCGGCCUGGGGAUCGACUAUGCCCGGAAGGGCGACGUGCUGCCCACGCCCAAGGAUCUGAUUGACACAGUGCGGGACCUGGUAUCCUCCCUGGGCCUCGUCCUGGUCAUCGAGCCGGGGCGCUCCAUGGUCGCCAACUCCUCCGCCUUUGUCAACACCGUCACGGGCGUGAAGACCAACGGCAACAAGAACUUCAUCGUGGUUGACGGCUCCAUGGCGGAGCUCAUCCGCCCCUCGCUCUAUGAUGCCUACCAGCACAUCGAGCUGACGGCGCCACACGCCAGUGAAGUGCAAACGUUUGAUGUGGUGGGCCCGGUUUGCGAGUCGGCAGAUUUCUUGGGCAAGGACAGGGUGCUGCACACGCCGGUGGCGGGUGACGGCUUGGUUGUGAUGGAUGCGGGCGCCUACUGCAUGUCCAUGGCCUCCAACUACAACAUGAAGCUGGCCCCCGAGGAGUGGUGGGUGGCGGAGCGCACGCAGCUGCAGCAGAUCCGGCGCAGCGUCACGCUAGACGAUCACAUGCGCGUGUUCGAGGGGCUCAUCACGAUGCAGUGCGUGACCACCACCAGCGCCCUGCGGGCCACCACCUGCGUGCGGGCAGCGGCGGGCCAGGGCUUGCGACUGGCGGCACGGCCGGCGAUCAAGCCCGUGGGCCUGAAGGCCACUGCCCUUGUGGGCCUGCGGCUGGAGCAGCACGUGGCGGCACCCAAGGCACAGCGGCGCACAGCCGUGAUCGCGGCAGCAGCAGAGGCAGAGCUGGACCCCCUUGAGAGCACGGUGGCCAAGGUGACCGGCGCCAAGCUGGCGCCCCAGGUCGUCACUUGCUCCUUCAUCGCCAUCUGGUACGCGCUCAACAUCGCCUUCAACCUCCAGAACAAGGUCAUCUUCAACUACUUCCCCUACCCCUGGUUUGUGUCCACGGUGCACGUGGUGGUGGGCGCGGUGUACUGCAUCAUCGCGUACAUCCUGGGCGCCAAGAAGGCCUCCUUUGAGCGGCCCAUCACCAAGGAUGAGCUGGCCUCCAUCGCGGGCCCCGCCACCAUGCACGCCGUCGGCCACGUGGCAGCCAACCUGUCGUUUGCCGCCGUCGCCAUCUCGCUGACGCACACCGUGAAGACGCUGGAGCCUGCCUUCAACGUGGUGCUCAGCCAGCUCAUCCUGGGCACCUCCACGCCACUCCCUGUGAUCGCCUCCCUGGUCCCCAUCAUGGCGGGCGUGGCCAUGGCCUCCGCCGCCGAGCUGUCCUUCAACUGGACCGGCUUCCUCACGGCCAUGGCAUCGAAUCUCACCUUUGGCUUCCGCGCCGUGUGGUCCAAGAAGGCCAUGAGCACCAUCAAGAACCUGGGCUCCACCGGCAUCUACGCCUACACCACCCUCAUCUCCGUCUUCAUCUGCGCCCCCGGCGUGCUCCUCUUCGAGAGGGGCGUGUGGGAGGCCAUCAAGCAGCAGGUGGCGGAGAAGGGCGCCACGCAGUUCUACGGCGCGCUGCUCAGCGUGGGCCUCUUCUACCACCUGUACAACCAGUUUGCCUUCAACACGCUGGCCCGCGUAUCCCCCGUCUCCCACGGCGUGUGCAACGUGGUCAAGCGCGUGGCCAUCAUCGCCACCUCGGUGCUGUUCUUCGGCAACAAGCUGACCAUGCAGACCCAGGUCGGUACCGCCAUUGCCCUGCUCGGCACCUGGCUGUACACCGAGACCACCAAGAAGAAGCCCGGCCCCAAGACCGCCUGAGUCCAGGAAGGGUGCCGUGCUUUGGCCUCUAGUUGACGCGCUUGCCGGGGGCGGGCCGCUUGCUGGCGGAGCGCGCCGCCGCCCGGCGCACCGCACGCAGCGCAUUCGCUGCGGCAUGGCCGGCACCAACCAACAAAUGACGAACCUCCCUCCUCUCUACGCCUGAAUCCCUUUUGGUUGCUUGUGUGGGCACCUGGGGGCCCAGCCCCUUCCUUGUGCGCGGCAUGCUGCUGCCCCUGCACAUGCGCUCCUACCCCUCUGCUUCUUCCAGUCCCUGCUCCCACCCCUGCCCUGCUGCUACACCACCAGUCAGCCAGCGCAAUCAGCACUGCUGCUGCAAGCACUGUUUGGAAAACUCAACAGCAAUCUGUUGCAGUCUUUUUUCUUGACACGGCGAGACCUGCAUCUUGACUGCACUGAAUGCCCACUGCCCUGCUCUUUGUGCACCAUGCCUCUUCCCCUCCCACUGCAUGCUUUUUGAUGCGCGACGACGCCAUGCAACUUGGCUGGCGUGCACUUAUGUGAGAAAAUGCC
Molecule: messenger RNA, 3204 nt
Organism: Chlorella variabilis
Lineage: Eukaryota; Viridiplantae; Chlorophyta; Trebouxiophyceae; Chlorellales; Chlorellaceae
Exons: 19
Coding region: 1-2670 (889 amino acids)
Cellular component (GO): chloroplast
Molecular function (GO): diaminopimelate decarboxylase activity
Source: RefSeq, a predicted model, not a curated record